CUGCCUACAGUCUAGAGGCGGAGCCACUUGCCCCUCGUCCUUCAAACCGGCGACGCUUGGAAAUUCAGACGUUAGUCCACCGGCCGUCGCCUCAAUCGGUCGCUGAAGAACCUGCACAGCUCUCCCCACCUCCCAACAAAUUGAUUGAGAUAUUAGGGUUUCAUCAUUAUGGACACCCCUGAAAAACCAACACAGGAAACUGCUUCAAAAGAAACUAGAAAGAUGGCUGGAACAGUCAACUGGGGUACGGCAACUGUCAUUGGAAUAUUUGCUGGCAUGUUAUAUGGGGGUAGCAAGGAGGCAUCUGCUUCUUCUAGUAAAGAUGCUGAAGUAAUGUUGAAGAUGGGAAGCACACCAGAUAAACGUGAACAGUAUCGACUGAUGCGAGAUGCUAUGGAGAAAAGAUUUAUCCGAGUUACUCGGGGCUCUAUAGUUGGUGGAGUUCGCCUUGGGAUGUUUACUGCUGCUUUUUGCAGCUUACAAAAUCUACUUACUGAAAAACGAGGGGUGCAUGAUGUUUAUAACGUUGUGGGAGCUGGUUCUGCUACUGCUGCAACCUUUGGUCUAAUUAUGCCAGGAUCACUCCUUUGGCGUGUAAGGAACGUGAUGCUGGGAUCAGCUUUGGGUGCAGCAGUUUGUUUCCCUCUUGGUUGGCUUCAUUUGAAGCUUGUAGAAAAAGCAAAUGAAGAGAAACUGGCUACUACUUAUGAUAAGAGUGAUCCUACAGGAGGAAAGACCGGUGUUGGUGCUGCAAUUCAGAGGCUUGAGGGGCAGUUAAGUAAAUAAACCACUUGGUUUGCUCAGUCUUUAGUCAAUAGACUUUUGGGCAAAGCAGCACUGUUUUAACAGUUGGGAACAAAAUCCAGUUCCGCCAGAAUGCUUGCGAAAGCUGCCAGAGAUGGAGAGGACUCGCGACAGCUCUAAGUUCUCAGCAAUGAAAUCCUUUUUGUUUUCAGCUCCUUUGGUCACGAGGAGCAGAAUAGGCUUUUUUGCUUUCACUAAUCUCUCUUUUUGCUGGGGAAUAAUUUUUUCCCCUUUGGAAAUCCUGCCUUUCUUAGAAUUAUACAUGUAUAUUUGCAUGACUCGUGGUGGUCGACAUGACGUAGAAAUGAUGUAAAAUCACCAUCAACUAUAAUAAGAAAUAACUUUUGUCUCA
This is a messenger RNA of Coffea eugenioides, 1156 nucleotides long. RefSeq lists its product as uncharacterized. Gene Ontology annotation, cellular component: mitochondrion. Bases 169 to 786 code for a protein of 205 amino acids. NCBI's taxonomy places the organism in Eukaryota, Viridiplantae, Streptophyta, Magnoliopsida, Gentianales, Rubiaceae. The transcript has 5 exons. The record is from RefSeq and is a predicted model, not a curated record.